This is a messenger RNA of Nilaparvata lugens (brown planthopper), 1609 nucleotides long. RefSeq lists its product as uncharacterized. Gene Ontology annotation, biological process: phospholipid metabolic process; arachidonate secretion. NCBI's taxonomy places the organism in Eukaryota, Metazoa, Arthropoda, Insecta, Hemiptera, Delphacidae. The transcript has 2 exons. Bases 1 to 1359 code for a protein of 452 amino acids. The record is from RefSeq and is a predicted model, not a curated record. Gene Ontology annotation, molecular function: A2-type glycerophospholipase activity; structural molecule activity.
AUGUAUAUCAAACAAAGGAACCAUAAGCCAACAUUGGAGGAGGUUGCUCCUACCAUAUUGGAGAUUGCUAGGUUGGAGCGUGAAAUCAAAAGGAGGCAUAAGGAAAUCAUGCUGGGUAGACGGAUUGCAGAAGAGAAACAUGUGGAACACUUCAAACCUCUAGCUGAGCCACUAGUCAACCUAGUCGAAACCUUCCAACAGAUGCCAGUUCAACAACCACAACUACCUCCAUCAAGAGCAUCCAAGAAGCAUCCUAGGUAUCUGAAGCCUAGAAUAAAAAUGCGCUCCAGGCAUGUGAAGGCUGGAAAACAGGUAGCUGAUUACAUUAGAGGAUCAUUGAGCAUGGACAAUGACGAUUUUGAUGACACUUUUGGGCCAAGAGUGAGAGACAAUGCUUACUACCUGGGCAAUAAGUAUUUAACUUUUGGAGAGAAUGGUGAUGAAAUUGUGCUGACUGACCCUGUAGAUCAGGAAGAAAAGACCUUCACAGCUACAUUGGGACUUUGUGAGUUGAUUUUCAGGAAGAAUCCAAAUCGUGCAUUAGUUGAAUCUGCUGACAGACAGGCUUAUGGAGAAAUAUUGAACUGGACCAGUGUGCACAGACAGAACAAUGAUCCAAGAGGUGAGAUUGUUAACUACAACAAAGCCAAGUAUAAGAAUAAAAUCAAACGCCUUUUGGAUGAUAGCAGAGAUGGUGGUCAAAGACAUUCUGGGAGACAAGUGACUGGGAGAGGAUCUAUUGCCCCAAGGCGUGAUUUUAGUAAGGAGAAAAGUCAGAAGAUCUAUAGAGGAAGAGGUGUUCUGUCAGCUAUCAAGGGAGCUGCUGGUACAAUAGUUAAUAAGGCAAUCGACAUUCUACCAGUUGAACUUCAUAUCCCUGGCUAUCAAUACUGUGGACCAGGAACAAAACUUCAGAAGCGAUUAGCACAAGGUGAUCCAGGAAUCAACAAACUUGAUCAGGCUUGCAAGGAGCAUGAUAUUGCCUAUUCCAAGAGUGGUGAUACAGCAAGCAGAGCAGUAGCAGACAGCAUCUUGGCAGAGAGAGCCUGGGACAGAGUGAGAUCUGAUGAUGCAGGGGUGUUGGAAAAAGCUGCAGCACUAGCAGUCACCAACAUUAUGAAGGCUAAGGCAAAAUUUGGGGGAGGUAUGAAAAGAUCGCUGAAGGAAGUCAGCAGGGUGGUUGAGAAGGGGAAGGAACAAAAGAUUCAACCAUCGAAGAAAAAAUCAAUGAAAGGAGGUCUAGGUCUUUACUUGAGACAUCAGAAACCAAAGGUUGGUACAGGUCUUUACUUGAGACAGCAGAGAUCAAAGGUCGGUAAAGGUCUUUACUUGAGAAAGCAGAGAACAGCAACACCUUAGACAUUAUAUUGAGGUACAAUCAAAAUCAUAAUGCUAUACAAAAAUGUAUAUAUAUUGGAUACAUAGCAGAUUAGAUUCAUUGUGCUGGAAUCAUCUGUGGAGAAUAGACAUUUUGUCGAUCAACUGUGUAUCUAGAACAAUAGAGAAGAUGGUACUCCUAUUCUCAAAGUGGGCCGACUAUGGUGAGACAAAUUUACCAUCAAUCUCCCCAUUUGAUCUGAAGAUGGUUGAGUAUCAUGUAGAAGAUGAG